Molecule: messenger RNA, 1634 nt
Organism: Hypomesus transpacificus
Lineage: Eukaryota; Metazoa; Chordata; Actinopteri; Osmeriformes; Osmeridae
Product: transmembrane 6 superfamily member 1-like
Exons: 10
Coding region: 468-1580 (370 amino acids)
Cellular component (GO): lysosomal membrane
Source: RefSeq, a predicted model, not a curated record
AGCACACAAUUAUCAGCUGCCCCACAGGAAAUUGCAUUACUAACAUAAAAUGUCGGCGGACGGGGAGAUUGUAAUAUGAUAAACUAGUCUUUCAACAUUCACCAAUUCUGUUAUUUCAUUUGCGUGCAAUAUGGCAGUUUAACAUAACAUAACCUUUUUUGUUUUGAAGCUAAGACAUUAUUGCACUGUGGUCAUAUUCCGCCAUGUCGAACCCGCCAUUGUCAUACACAACUAAUUUACAGCUACAGCCUUUUCCGUGUUGUCGACAGCGGGAUUGUAGCUGUGUGUGCGUGCGUGUGUCACAGCGUGCACGAAUGAAGUGCCUGCAUGUGUUGUACGUCAAAGACGAUGCUGUAAUAGGCUAGUGCUUUUAGUUCUUUAGUUUGAAUGCUGUGCAAUUCAAAACAUUAUUGUCUAGUAGUGAAAAGAAACAUCUUUAGAGUUUCUAAACGUAAAAGCAGUUGGCAAUGAAUGCGUCGGCUGGGACAGGAGUGUUUGUCUUGUCCUUGAUGUCCAUACCCGUCUCCUAUUUAUUCAAUUUCCUUGUCUUCAAUAGCGGCAUCGAGGCAGUAUUUUAUGCUGGAUCUACAACCCUUCUCAUACUUGCGAUAUCAGCGUACUUUUUAAUAAAGAAGAAAGCACUUAAAGACCCGUUAUUUUACGUGUUUGCUGCUCACGCCUUCCUGAGUGUGAUGAACCUGAUCAUAGCGCUGGAGCAGGAUGGCAUCAUCGACGACUUCAUGACCUACUAUCUCCAGAAGGCAGAUCCCUACAUCAACACUGCGCAUGGUCACAUGACCUCAUACUGGGAUGGCAGUGUCCACUAUCUCAUGUACCUUCUGAUAGUGGCAGCAAUAACAUGGGGGGCCAGCUACAGAGCUAUCGGACUGUACUGGAUGGGCUCAUUCCUCAUCCAUGCCAUUGUCUUAAAUACAGGGAAUGCUAUAGGGAAGUAUGGGAUCCAGAUGAGCCCUCUGUUCCUCGUCCACAUGCUCUACAUCCUGGUGUCUGUGUGGGCCUGCUUCCGCAUCAUCAGACAGCCCUGCACCAUGGAGGCCCUGCCAAUGAGUGUCCAGGAAGCCCAGAAGAAGAAUCUGCUCCAGAGACCUUUGGACUUCCUGCUCGCCCUCUGCCUCAUCCCCGCCACCAUGUUCUGUGUCUUCCGAGGCCUGGUGGCGUUGGACUGUCCGUCUGAAUGGUGUCAGGAAUACAGCCAGCUCUAUGAGCCCUACCUUAAAGAUCCCUCUGCCUACUCUAAAAUACAGAUGCUGGUGAGUAUGCUAUACUCCGGGCCCUACUAUGUGCUCUGUCUCUAUGGGCUGCUGGUGCCAGGCUGCCACUGGAUGACCGACCUCACCCUGGUGCACUCAGGAGCCAUUGCCCAGGCUCAGUUCUCUCACAUCGGAGCGUCUCUCCACACACGGACACCCUUCUCCUACAGAGUACCUGCUGACAGCCAGGCUGUGUUCCUGCUUGUGAACGUCCUGUAUGCUCUGGUGCCCCAGGCCCUCUGCUACCGCUGUGUCACCAACCCUGCCUUCUUCUUCAGGGCCCCUCCUUUCAACAAGAAAAGUGAGUGAGAGAAAGAGAGAGAGAGAGAGAGAGGGGGAGAGAGGGAGAGAGGAGGGGGUGUG